AUGGCUUUAGAUCUCAGAAUCUCAUUUCAGGGAGAACCAUCUAGGAAUGAUCCUGGGUCAGAAAACCUAGAGCAUAAACCCAGUCAAGGACCAGCCAUUCAGGAGGAAGAGGAGAUCUAUGAGUUCCCGAACACUCAGCUCAGUUUAUUACAAAACAGUAAUAACUCAUGUGCAAGGCAGGAACUGCAAAAUCUCUAUAAGUUAUUUUACUCAUGGCUGCAGCCAGAAAAACACAGCAAGGAUGAAAUUAUUUCUCGUUUGGUCCUGGAACAGUUUAUGAUCAAUGGCCACUGCAGUGACAGGUCCAUGUUGAAAGAGAAAUGGAAUGCAAGUGGCAGAAACCUGGAGAAAUUCAUGGAAGAUCUGACUGACGACGGCAUGAAGCCACCUGGAUUAGUUCACGUCCACAUGCAGGGGCAGGAAGCCCUCUUUUCUGAGAAUAUGCCCUUAAGAGAAGUCAUUGUUCACUUCAUGAAACAGUUGCCAGCAAGGACCCCAACAGAAGAGAACAUGGGGACACCCUCCUGGAUUCCCCAAGAAACUUCCCUGGAAACAGGACAAGGAGAUAAAGAUAAAAAAAAUGGAGACUAUAUUUAUCACAUGAAUGACAGUAUUACUAGUGAAGGCAAUGAAAUACCUUCCCUGCUCAUUAUCCAGGAAGAGGACUGUCCUAGGCUUGAAGAGGACAGUGUUUCUUUGAAGAAUCUGCUCAGCUCUGGAAGAGCAGGUCUAGGCACAUCCAGGUCCAAGGAAGGGUCCCUGAAGGGACCCUUAUAUCAAGAUGUCCUUAUAGAGGGGGGACCAGGGUUUCUCUCUCAGUCAAUCCAGGUCAUCCCUGAGCCUGUUCCUACCCACCAGAGAACUGAGGGGAGCUCCACAUGUGGGGGACACCAAGGAAGAUGCCAUGAAGCCCACAACUCAUACAGAUGUGAAAAGUGUCCCAAGAUCUUUAGGUAUUUCUCUCAGCUAAAAGCCCAUCAGAGAAGACACGAUAACGAGAGGACAUUUACUUGUGCUGAGUGUAACAAAGGCUUCUUCCAAGCAUCAGACCUACACGUGCAUCAGAAGAUUCAUGCAGAAGAGAAGCCUUUCACGUGCAGCACGUGUGAAAAAUCCUUCAGCCACAAAACCAACCUUCUGGCACAUGAGAGAAUCCACACAGGAGAGAAGCCCUAUGAAUGUUCCCUCUGCCAUAGAAGGUACCGCCAGUCGUCCACCUACCACCGCCACCUGAGAACUCACCAGAAAAUUGCCUUCAGAGGUAUUCCCUCCACACCAGAAGCUUCCUUGGGUGCAGCCCCAAUGGAAUGA
This is a messenger RNA of Mirounga angustirostris (Northern elephant seal), 1311 nucleotides long. Its product is annotated as zinc finger and SCAN domain-containing protein 4. The coding region runs from base 1 to 1311 and encodes 436 amino acids. Gene Ontology annotation, biological process: regulation of transcription by RNA polymerase II. The transcript has 3 exons. NCBI's taxonomy places the organism in Eukaryota, Metazoa, Chordata, Mammalia, Carnivora, Phocidae. The record is from RefSeq and is a predicted model, not a curated record. Gene Ontology annotation, molecular function: DNA-binding transcription factor activity, RNA polymerase II-specific; RNA polymerase II cis-regulatory region sequence-specific DNA binding.